CACGCUCUUGCUCUUCUUCUUCCUUGCAUGCAUCUGAAACUUCAAACUUGAAACUAAACACUGACAAUGGCGGAAGACUAUGGCUUCGCUCAAGAUGAAAUGGCAGUCAACGAGAACCUUGGGUACCCAAAAGCCUACGCAAAACUCUGCCGUGACCAAAAUUUCAGUCCCUACAGUCAUGGCCCUCCCUUCACUUUCACCCCUUAUGCUUUGCACGAACACGAGGAUGAGAGAGCAAGUGUUUUGGAUCAGAUGUUUCCGUUGAUUGAUCCAAAAGCUAAGCCAACUACGAAGCCGAAAAUCUUUGUUGGUAUCUUGUGGAAGCAGCUCAACCAUCUUGGGAAUGCUGGCUUUGAUCCUGCGGUGAUUCGAGUAGAUGGAUAUGGGAAUGUUUUGUAUUAUCAUGCGGAUUCAGCUUCUCCUCUUGCUUGGGACAUUGAUCAUUGGUUUCCUUGUUCAAGGGGAGGCUUGACUGUUUUGAGCAAUCUAAGGAUUUUACAGCGGCAAGCCUGUAAAAGGAAGAAAAAUAAACUGGAAUUCUUAGUGCCAUGGUGGGAUUUUCAAUUGGGUAUCUCUGUGAACCAGUUCCUGUCUAUUUUCGCUUCUUCAAACUCUGACUUCAGGCACAGAGGCUUUUCAUUUUUGUUCUCUGAAGGAGAAAAUCAUGAAUUGAAUGCUUCACAAAUAGUGGAUUCUCAUUCUUUUCCACAGCACUUCAUUGGCUUGAAACAAGAAGUUGGCCUUGCUCCAGCUGCAAUAGUAGAAUCGCGAAGGGACCCUUAUGAUGCAUUGGCUUUAAGACAACUUGAUCAUAAUAGGAGGCAAAGGCCUAUGUCUCCUGCAAUAGUAGCUGCAAGAAGAAGUAAUGGCAAUCUUCUGAAAGAAAAUGAAGAUCCAGGGUUUGCUAAAAACCCCUACCAAGCCAUUGUCAUGGCCAGAGAUUCCCUAAAGCAAAGAGAAGAAACUUCCAAAAUGCAGGCAGAAAUGCAGAAGCUAGAUCAUGAAGUGUAUGAAAUGAAGCUCAAAAAUGAAGAAGAGAAGCUCACUAUUCAAGACCUGGAAUUGGCGCUCAUAAAACGUAGGAGGAAGGCAGAAAAAUGCAGACGAUUAGCGGAGGCUCAAUCUUCUUACAGAACCAUGCUGGAGAAGAUGAUUAGAGACACUAUGCACCAGAGUGUCAUUUAUAAGGAACAGGUAAGAUUGAACCAGGCUGCAGCUAAUGCACUGAUGGCUAGACUUGAAGCACAAAGAGAAAUCUGUGAUAAUGCAGAGAAAGAUCUUCACAAGAAGUAUAGGCAAAGAGAUGAUAUAGAGAAACAGAUUAGACCUGAAUGGGAACAAGGAAGGAAGAGGUCAAGAAUAGAUUAUUCCACUUGUGAAGAAAGAGACAGUAAACCUGUUCUCUAUCUGCCGUCAAUCAGGCCAAGGACAUCUUUGCACAAGGAGCUCAGGGUGUUUUUGGAGGAGGAACAAAAGGCGUCUGAAGUUGGCUUAUCAUCGGAAAAUGAAGAGCAAAGGCUUGAGGAGCUGAAAAUACCAGCUAAUAAUGACAACGACACAGAAGAAAAGCUUGAGGAGCUGAAAAUGUCGACUAAUAAUGAUUACACAGAAGAAAAGCUUGAUGAGGAGCAGCAUACUAGAGCACAUGUUGCCUUGGAUGAAGAAAGUUCAAUUGAACACAGACUUCAGAAGCUAGAAAUCAAUGAAAGCAAGAGACAUUAUGGCACUUCAUUCGCAGAUCUUCAUGAGUCCAAAACUGAGGAAGAUGAAGAAACCAGGAAGCAACGUGGCAAAGGGAAUAUUGAAAAAUGGCUUGAAAUGCUUUUGGAGAAUAGUAAAAAAGAUGAAAUGGAUCCUCAAGAAGCCAAUGAAAAUGCUUCUUCUAGGACUGAGGAAAUAAUACAAAAAUUGAAUCAGAAGUUCCCACAGCAGGAGCUGAAGAUCUCAAAAGUUUCAGAUUCUGAUUAUAAAGAGAAACAGCUGCACCUUCCUCAAGAUAAGAACAGUUGGGAAGAGAAUGAGGGUAGAGUAGAAAAUGAAGCAAUAAGUGUUAUGCCUGCGAGAUAUAAAAAUUACUCUGAAGAAGCUUGCACAGGUGAAGGAAAUGGUCCUAAUAGUUUUGAAGGGCUGGAAAGAAAGGAACAACACAAGAAGGGGAAAAGCCUUGUUAGAUCAGAGAGUGCCAGGACCUUGAGGAGAAUCCCAUCAUCUCCAUCUUUGCUUCUAGGGAUGAGAAAAGGUGUGGACCGCAUUCGGAAGAUCUUGCAGUGAUGAGGAUCUUGCACCAGCAAACAGUUUCAUCAAAACUAUCAAGAAAGUUUGAAAUUAUGAAUCAAUGGGAAUUUCAGGCACUGCAGCAGCCCAUGCAUAAUGCUGCACUUUAUUUAUUUCUUGAUCCUUUUACAAUUUGUGUGAGUGGUCUAGUUGAAUAAGUGAGUGAAAUUCAUCAAAAUCUAAACAAAAGAGAAAAAUAAGUGUGUAAAAUAUAGGCAUUAAUUAUUCUAUUGUUUGGUUUGUGCAUAAAGAUUCUUUAAGUUGUCAAAUACUGUUAAGUGAUAACAGCUUGUUGUUGUUGCUACAGGCAUUAGGUUUCUCUUUCCUGCUAGUUUGUGCUAAAUAUUUGUAAGUUAUCUCAUCUGAUAUUGCAAUGUCUGUUUUGUGCUAAAAACAA
Molecule: messenger RNA, 2671 nt
Organism: Lotus japonicus
Lineage: Eukaryota; Viridiplantae; Streptophyta; Magnoliopsida; Fabales; Fabaceae
Product: nuclear matrix constituent protein 1
Exons: 7
Coding region: 67-2271 (734 amino acids)
Source: RefSeq, a predicted model, not a curated record